AUUUCUGUGACACUCCCGGAAACGCCAGAAAUAUCUGCAGAAAUAACGUGAAGUGGCGCUUUUCUCAUAAAAAGUGCUGCUUCAUCAGCACCAUGCUGCCCCUGUCCUCCUCCAGCAGUAAUGGGUCCUUGGGCUCCCGGGAUGCGGCACGCCACACUGCGGGGGCCAAGCGUUACAAAUACCUGAGGAGGCUGCUCCACUUCAGGCAGAUGGACUUUGAGUUUGCUCUGUGGCAGAUGUUUUACCUCUUCACGUCUCCUCAGAGGGUCUACAGAAACUUCCACUACAGGAAACAGACCAAGGACCAGUGGGCCCGGGACGACCCAGCCUUCCUGGUGCUGCUCAGUGUGUGGCUCUGCGUUUCCACAGUGGGCUUCGGGCUGGUUCUGGACAUGGGCAUUCUGGAGACAAUGAAGCUGCUGCUGUGGGUUGUGUUUGUCGACUGUAUUGGAGUCGGACUGCUCAUCUCUACACUUAUGUGGUUUAUCACAAAUAAGUACCUCCUUAAACAGCCGAGCCGGGACUUUGAUGUGGAGUGGGGCUAUGCUUUCGAUGUGCACCUAAACGCAUUCUACCCACUUUUAGUCAUCCUCCAUUUUCUACAGCUUCUGUUCAUCAACCAUAUCGUGGUGAUAAAUUCCGAUUGGUUUGUGGGUUAUUUCACAGGAAACACACUGUGGCUCAUAGCGAUCGGAUACUAUCUCUACAUCACCUUUUUAGGCUACAAUGUGCUGCCUUUCUUGAGAAACACCGUGGUUCUUCUGUAUCCAUUUGCGCUCCUCGUCCUCGUUUACAUCCUCUCUGUCUCGUUGGGAUGGAACUUCACCCGAGGACUCUGCGACUUUUACAAAUUCCGAGUGCGAUGAAGCAUCUGGACUUUGGCUCUGGACUAGGACAAAAUCUGUGUGCUUGUUUUCUGAGCUGUGGACAAUGUGGUUUUUGUAAAUUGUUUUGUAAAUAUGAUCCUGAAGGUUGUAAAGUAUUAAACAUGGGAGUGACUUUGACUCAGUUUUGUUGUAAAGGCCGUGUACAUUCCAAAGCACUUUGAAUAAACGCUUUUAUUUACAAAA
This is a messenger RNA of Periophthalmus magnuspinnatus, 1070 nucleotides long. It is a transcript of the gene unc50, whose product is annotated as unc-50 homolog (C. elegans). The transcript has 6 exons. NCBI's taxonomy places the organism in Eukaryota, Metazoa, Chordata, Actinopteri, Gobiiformes, Gobiidae. The record is from RefSeq and is a predicted model, not a curated record. Gene Ontology annotation, cellular component: Golgi membrane. Bases 93 to 866 code for a protein of 257 amino acids.